UACAUUCGUUUAUUUGUUUAUUUGUUCUACCUCUAUGAUCGUUUCUGGGAGUAUCCCACGGUUGCGGGUGAUGGCGUUAUAGACGCCCGGCUUUCUAACUGCCAGCUAGCGUGCAUCUACGUAACACCCCCCCCCCCCCACACCCUCCCCACUCCCCCGGAACUGUAAAGCUAAUUGAAGCUAUAGUUGCUAGCUACGCCGCGAGUGACAAUCAAGCAAGUGUCGCUAACGUUACUUGAGUUGAGCCACAUACCAUCACAUCAAAAGAGAGAUCAGUAGAACACCACUUGAUGAACAUACGAGGGCUGGCGUUGCAGCGUGGCCACGGUUGCAGAGCUCCCCUCUAACCUCCGACCCUCCCCCCCCCCCCCCACCGCAUGACCCCAGAGCACAGACCCCCGGGGGGAAGCAGCCCCUCCCUCACCCCGGACCCGGUUGCCGCCACAUUAUUCGACUCGUCUCUGUCAGAAGAAUCGCCAAGAAUCUUUUUCCACGAAGGAGCCAGGACACCUCGGCGUGGACCGGCGGAGGUGUUGAAGAGCCCCGCCCCCCACCUCCAUCCUCUUCCCGUCUCCACCUCCUUUGUCUAAGAAUAAACCCCCCUCUUUUCUCGUGGUCGACGUGAGUCCGGUCCCACGGCCGGUGUGACUUUUCAAACCUGGGGCGCGACUCGUGGGAUGCAACCAUGUCGGAUCUCAGCGAGCGCAGGCCGGUCAACGCGGACUACGCCGUCUCCCUGCUGGAGCAGCUCAAGUUCUUCUACGAGCAGAAGCUACUGACUGACGUGGUGCUGCUGGUGGAGGACAGCGAGUUCCCGUGUCACAAGAUGGUCCUCGCCACGUGCAGCUCCUAUUUCAGGGCGAUGUUCAUGAGCGGCCUCAGCGAGAGCAAGCAGACCCACGUCCACCUGAGGAACGUGGACCCGGCCACCCUGCAGAUCAUCAUCACCUACGCCUACACGGGCCACCUGGCCAUCAACGACAGCACCGUGGAGCCGCUCUACGAGACCGCCUGCUUCCUGCAGGUGGAGGACGUCCUGCUGCAGUGCAGAGACUACCUGGUGAAGAAGAUCAACGCCGAGAACUGCGUCCGCAUGCUGAGCAUCGGCGACCUGUUCAGCUGCAGCGAGCUGAAGCAGAGCUCCAAGCGCAUGGUGGAGCACAAGUUCCCCAUGGUGUACCGGCAGGAGGCCUUCCUCCAGCUGUCCCACGAGCUGCUGGUGGACGUGCUGAGCAGCGACAACCUCAACGUGGAGAAGGAGGAGACGGUGCGCGAGGCGGCGAUGCUGUGGCUGGAGUACAACAUGGAGGCGCGCUCGCAGCACCUGUCCUCCGUGCUCAGCCAGAUCCGCAUCGACGCGCUGUCCGAGGUGACGCAGCGCGCCUGGUUCCAGGGCCUGCCGCCCAACGACAAGUCGGUGGUGGUGCAGGGCCUCUACAAGUCCAUGCCCAAGUUCUUCAAGCCCCGGCUGGGCAUGACCAAGGAGGAGAUGCUCAUCUUCAUGGAGGCCAUGUCGGAGACGCAGGGCGACGGCUACGUGAUGUCCGGCUCGCUGCCCACCACGGUGGUGUGCUACAGCCCGCAGGCGGAGAAGGUGUACAAGCUCAACAACCCCCCGGGCGACCUGCAGAAGGUGGGCACGCUGGUCACGCCGGACAACGACGUGUUCAUCGCCGGCGGGCAGAUCCCCCUCAAGAACUCCAUCACCAACCACGGCAAGAGCGGGAAGCUGCAGGCGGUGUUCCGCUCGGUGGACAGCUUCUUCUGGUUCGACGCCCAGCAGAACGCCUGGGUGCCCAAGACCCCCAUGCUGUGCGCCCGCAUCAAGCCCUCGCUGGUCCACUGCGAGGGCUACAUCUACGCCAUCGGCGGGGACAACGUGGGCGGCGAGCUCAACAAGCGCACGGUGGAGCGCUACGACUGCGAGAAGGACGAGUGGAGCAUGAUGAGCCCGCUGCCCUUCGCCUGGAACUGGAGCACCUCCGUGGUGGCGCACGACUGCAUCUACGUGAUGACCCACGACCUCAUGUACUGCUACUUCCCCCGCGCCGACACCUGGGUGGAGAUGGCCAUGCGCAAGACCAGCCGCUGCUUCGCCUCCGCCGCCGCCUUCGGCGACCUCGUCUUCUACAUCGGCGGGCUGCACGUGGUCAGCAACUCCGGCGUCCGCCUGCCCACCAGCACCAUCGACGGCUCCUCCGUCACCGUGGAGAUCUACGACGUCAACAAGAACGAGUGGCGCCAGGCCGCCAACAUCCCCGCCAAGCGCUACUCGGACCCGUGCGUGCGCGCCGUGGUGCUGCUCAACUCGCUGUGCAUCUUCAUGCGCGAGACCCACAUGAACGAGCGCGCCAAGUACGCCAUCUACCAGUACGACGUGGAGCUGGACCGCUGGUACCUGCGGCAGCCCGUGUCGGAGCGCGUGCUGUGGGACCUGGGGAAGGACUUCCGCUGCGCCGUGGGGAAGCUGUACCCCUCCUGCCUGGAGGAGUCCCCCUGGAAGCCCCCCACCUACCUCUUCUCCCCCGACGUAGCCGAGGAGUUUGAGGUGGACGGGGAGCUGGUGACCCUCCCCCAUGUAUAGCUCCUGCCCCCCCCCCCCCCCCCCCCCUCCCACUCCGGUAUCUUUAACGCUGGGGGAGGAUCUGAAGUACGAGAGGGUUUUGACGUUUUGUGUUGUGGAGCGAUCUUUGGACCCCCCCCCCCCUCUCCUUUGACCACAUCCCCCCCCCCAAAAAGCCUGGAGCAACAAAAAAAAAAUCCCCCUUUAACUGACUUUAACUUUGCUCCUUUGUGGCAGGAAGGCAGUUUACGCUCCUGUUGCUGAACCUCUUGUGGCUGUUUUUUGAUAUUGAGCAUGAGAGUUUAUAUUAACCACAAAAAGUUGUAAUUUGAACACAAGGGGGGGAGGGGGGGGGGGAAGAAUCUAAUAUUAAAAUAAUGGCUCACGGAAUCCAGUGGUAGUUUCAGGAUGUGGUUCAGUUAUCAUGUGACAAACUCCAUCUGCUAAUUUUCCAGUAAGUGGACUUUGGUGCUAAGAAUUAUGAUCAAACUACUGAUUAAUCAUCAAUAACGAGUCUUUAACCCUAAAUGUGGUCACAUGGUAGUAAUCAAACUUAAGAACGCCACGCAAACCUACAAAGAACAACAACAACUCCGCUGGUUGGACCGUGCGUCCAGGUGUCUUUUCAGCUGCUACUAAAGACUAAAAUGCAUCGAUGAUCACUUCUUUUUUUGAUUAAUCUUACCCCAAAAAACGUAAUUCUCCCAACUGGUCCGACCAGCGCCAUCAAGCCACGGCUUCUUUUCAUAGAUCUGCUUGAGCUACAAUUUAAAUGUCGAUUUGGGUGAAGGAAAGAGAAACCUCCUCAGAUUACUUUUUUUUUUUUUUGUGAAUUGAAAGUUUUUGAGGGUUAAUCUGACUUUUUUAUCCAGCAAAGAAUGCAUCAGUAAGGAAAGUAAUGAUCGCUGCAGCUAUGUGACAUUUUAGCUUUUUUUUCGUCCUCCACGAAUGAGAGAAAAGUUCCACCAGCAGGAUUUCUUCAGAAAAAGUCCCAGCAGACGAGGGGGGAGGGGGGGGGGGGGUUAAAGAGGGUGACUGCAGGUCCGGUCACCUUCCACCUUCCUCUUGACUCCUGCACAGCAGAUCACACCUCACUCAAAUCCAUCCUCACCUGAUCAUGGGUUCUUUUACUCCACAACGACGACUCAACUCUGUUUCUGGGCUCAUGCCUUGUUUUUAUGUUAUUAUGUUAUUUCCAAGCUGCUGAAAUAUAUAUUUUUCAUAUGUUUCAAAAAAAGACAACUGUUGUAGUGUGGGGGAUAAUAACCAGGUCUAUUUUGUAUUGUUUUUUUAUUAUUUAAUAUCAAACAUUACUGUAGUGUGAUUGUGGGUAGAUAUCCAUUUUCCUAUCAGAUUUAAUUUGAGUGAAUAUUGAGGAUUCUUGCUGCUGAUUGGUUGUGAGAGGAGAGGGCGGGCCCACGGCUGUUGCUAUGUCCUUGCAACCACUAGCAGUAGUGGAGGGGGGAGGGGGGGGGGUCCUCCUCCUACCUGUAAACACAUGAGCACAGGUGCUUCAUGACGAACCUUACUAGCAUGUUUGGCUGCAUCAUAUUCCUUUGGCACUGUAUUUUGAAUGAACGUUAAUUUAUUAAAAAACAUACCAAAAACGUUCCUGAAACCGACUCCAGGUUUCUUGUGUUUGGAGGAACGAACGUGGUGGUGUGAAAUAAUGAAAUGUUCAUUAAAGCUGGUAUAACACUUUGAUUUGCGACCCCUUUAAUCUUCAAUUAGUUAAAUUGCUGCUUGGUGUCUGUUGGGACUCCACAUUUUACCCUAAGUUUGUUUUAAAGGUAUUAACUAGUUCACUUAAUUACCAGAAUAAACUUCACACAUCAAUGGAGCCUUG
This is a messenger RNA of Pungitius pungitius (ninespine stickleback), 4409 nucleotides long. It is a transcript of the gene kbtbd2, whose product is annotated as kelch repeat and BTB (POZ) domain containing 2. The record is from RefSeq and is a predicted model, not a curated record. The transcript has 4 exons. The coding region runs from base 686 to 2584 and encodes 632 amino acids. Gene Ontology annotation, molecular function: protein binding. NCBI's taxonomy places the organism in Eukaryota, Metazoa, Chordata, Actinopteri, Perciformes, Gasterosteidae.